This is a messenger RNA of Melospiza melodia melodia, 276 nucleotides long. RefSeq lists its product as uncharacterized. The coding region runs from base 96 to 230 and encodes 44 amino acids. NCBI's taxonomy places the organism in Eukaryota, Metazoa, Chordata, Aves, Passeriformes, Passerellidae. The transcript is spliced from 2 exons. The record is from RefSeq and is a predicted model, not a curated record.
CCGCCGGCAGCUCCGCGGCCUCCAGCGCCUCCUCCUCUUCCUCCUCCUGGUUCUGCUCCUCCUGCCCCCGGCGGUGGCGCCCGCACCCCGGCUGUAUGAUCAGGCUACAGUCUUCAAUGAGUAACCAUAUUCCUCAGUUCUGUGGUGUUCUUGGUCACACAUUUAUGGAGUUUCUGAAGGGCAGUGGAGACUACUGCCAGGCACAGCACGACCUCUAUGCAGACAAGUGAACUGUAGAAAUCCAUUACUGCUCCACCAAGAAGCCCCCCUAAGAGU